GGGGAGAGGGAGGCGGUGAGCGCGGGGAACAGGAGGGGGCUCGACUGGGGGAUUCGAGGGCCGCCGCAGCCCCGCCCCCGCCCCCUCCUCUCCUCCCCUCAGCCGCGGAGUUGCGGGGGAGCAUGGACCAAACCCCGCUGCUCUGGCACCAUGAUGCUCGCGAGCUUGGUGGUAGUUCUGAUUUUAGGGGCGCUCCCCGAAGUGGCCGGUUCUGAGGCGGUCCUCAGUUACCCUCUUCACCGUCGGCAUCGUCAUCCGCCCCCUCCGGCUCCCCAAUACUCCUAUCACCUUCCCAUUCAGCAGCGGCAGCAGAGGACGCCUCCACCGCCCCCUCUCCCGCGCGCCCCGCGUCCGCCGCCGGCGCUCCCUGCCCCGCGCCCGCACGCCCCCCACGCCGGGCACGCGUCCCGGCCGCACCCCGGGGGCUGCCCGGCCCGCGAGCGCUGGGUCAACGUGACGGACUUCGGCGCCCCUUGCCUGCGCUGGGCAGAGGUGCCGCCCUUCCCGGUGCGAUCGCCUCCGGCCGGCUGGGCUCCGCUGCGAGGGCAGCGCCACAACUUUUGCCGGAGCCCAGACGGAGCGGGCAGACCCUGGUGCUUCUAUGGGAACGCCCAGGGCAAGGUGGACUGGGGCUACUGCGACUGUAGACACGGCCCAGUGCUCCCCAUCAUCCGCCUUGUGGGCGGGAGCAAGACCUACGAAGGUCGCGUGGAGCUCUACCAUGCUGACCAGUGGGGCACCGUCUGCGAUGACCAGUGGGAUGAUGCGGAUGCAGAAGUGAUCUGCAGGCAGCUGGGCUUAAGUGGCAUUGCCAAAGCUUGGAACCAGGCACAUUUUGGGGAAGGGUCUGGACCGGUAUUGCUGGAUGAAGUUCGCUGUACUGGAAAUGAACUUUCUAUUGAGCAAUGCCCAAAGAGCUCCUGGGGAGAGCAUAACUGUGGCCAUAAAGAAGAUGCUGGAGUGUCUUGUACCCCUCUAACAGAUGGGCUCAUCAGACUUGUAGGUGGUAAAGGCAGCCAUGAGGGGCGCCUGGAGGUGUACUACAGGGGACAGUGGGGGACGGUCUGUGAUGACGGCUGGAAUGAGCUGAAUACAUAUGUGGUUUGCCGACAGCUGGGAUUCAAAUAUGGCAAACAAGCCUCUGCAAACCACUUUGAAGAAAGCACAGGGCCCAUAUGGCUGGAUGAUGUCAGGUGCUUAGGAAAAGAAGCCAGCUUCCUCCAGUGUUCCCGGAGACCGUGGGGAAAGCAUGACUGCAGCCAUCGUGAAGAUGUGGGGAUUGCCUGCUUCCCUGGCAUUGAGGGACACAGACUCUCUCAAGGUUUUCCUAUCAGACUGAUGGAUGGAGAAAAUAAGAAAGAAGGACGAGUGGAGGUUUUUAUCCAUGGCCAAUGGGGAACAAUUUGUGAUGAUGGGUGGACUGAUAAAGAUGCAGCUGUAAUCUGCCGACAGCUUGGCUACAAGGGUCCUGCCAGAGCAAGAACCAUGGCUUAUUUUGGGGAAGGAAAAGGACCGAUCCAUGUAGAUAAUGUGAAAUGCACAGGAAGUGAGAGGUCCCUGGCUGACUGUAUCAAACAAGAUAUUGGAAAACACAACUGCCGUCACAGUGAAGAUGCAGGAGUUAUUUGUGACUAUGUGAGCAAGAAAGCAUCAGGUAACAGUAAUAAAGAGUCCCUCUCCUCGGUUUGUGGUUUGCGAUUACUGCACCGGCGGCAGAAGCGGAUCAUUGGUGGGAAAAAUUCCUUAAGGGGUGGCUGGCCUUGGCAGGUGUCCCUCCGAUUGAAGUCCUCCCAUGGGGAUGGCCGGCUCCUUUGUGGGGCCACGCUUCUGAGCAGCUGCUGGGUCCUCACGGCAGCACAUUGCUUCAAGAGGUACGGUAACAGCACUAAAAACUACGCUGUUCGAGUUGGGGAUUAUCAUACUCAGGUGCCAGAGGAGUAUGAGGAAGAAAUUGGAGUUCAGCAGGUUGUGAUUCACCGGGAGUACAGACCAGACAGCAGUGACUACGACAUCGCCCUGGUGAGACUGCAGGGACCGGAGCAGCAAUGUGCCAGGUUCAGCAGCCAUGUCCUGCCUGCCUGUUUGCCACUCUGGAGGGAGAGGCCUCAGAAAACAGCCUCCAAUUGUUACAUCACAGGUUGGGGAGACACAGGACGCGCCUAUUCAAGAACUCUUCAGCAAGCUGCCAUUCCCUUACUUCCUAAGAGGUUUUGUGAAGAACGUUACAAAGGCCGGUUUACAGGGAGGAUGCUGUGUGCUGGAAAUGUCCAGGACCACAGACGCGUGGACAGCUGCCAGGGAGACAGCGGAGGACCACUCAUGUGUGAAAGGCCAGGCCAGAACUGGGUUGUGUAUGGAGUGACCUCCUGGGGAUACGGCUGUGGAGUGAAGGAUUCACCAGGUGUUUAUACAAAAGUCUCAGCCUUUGUACCUUGGAUAAAAAGUGUGACCCAACUCUGAUUGUUCCUGAAAACCUAUAUAAACAGACAUCUGUUGGAAAAAUUUCAAGCUUUACUCACUCAACAAAUGGGGACUCACUUUCAUAUUUGUUUUAAUUAUGUUCCCCCUUCCCUUUGCUGCUUUUAUAAUUUGAUGGGAACAUUUCUGGCUACAGAUACCUCAGUUUAAUCCUGAUUACCUUUAAUUAGCAUUGUUCCCUACCCAAAAUAGUUUUACUGGUGAUUACAUUUCUUUCCUCAUUUAAGUUACAUUUAUCUUUUUUGCCUGUUUUUCUGAGCAUUAUUGAAUAUUGAUUGACCAAUAAGGCCACUUUUACAUUUAGAUUGAGAAUAUCUUGUAAUUGAAUUGGUACAUGGUCUCACAUUGAAGAGUUCCAAUUUGAGAUUUAAAAAAUGUACCCUUAUUACACUCCAGUAGUGGGAGUUCAAAAGUUUUUGUGUAAACCUUGUCAAGUAAGGAAAAUCAAAGGCCAAAAAGGUAAAGCAAUGUUCAUGAUAAAUCUCAGAACAGAUGAAGUCACUAACUGUCCAAUCACAAUCAUUCUUGUGUAAAGUCAUCACACCAAGCUCUAUGGCUACUAUGACUUGUUCUUGCUUUUAACCUUUCCCUUAGCACCAUGCUCCCAGUCUUCCAGACUAUGACGUGAGUGCCACCUACUGCAACUUCGUAGUAAAUGGUCAAAACUGCAAAUCCCAAGACUACCUAUGAGGUAGAACCAGACAGGGGUGUAAUUAAAAAGGCUUUCCCUGCCCCACUAGGGGAAAGCUCCACAUUAGUUUCAACCACUUCACUGUGCUAAGUGCUGCCUAGGUGACUGCACCUGAAUGUACAGACUGAAAACUUUAGGUUUCUAGUUUUUUAAACGAGGAAACAUUUGGAGGCCAAGGGACAGCUGACUUUGAAAGGUAACUCCAGGAACAAGCUCCAGUGCUGACAAUGGUUACCACCCACGUGCCCCUGAAAUUUGUUUACCAAAGGGUAAGGAAUACUGCUUAUCAUGCAGCCUAACCACCAUCUUUGGCAGCAGCACAAAAUCUCUGCCAAAGCAUGAUGGACAUCCAUCCCUCAGGACACCGAAGUAAUUUUAGAAAUUAAUUGCCACUGAAUCACUGCAAGAAACCCCGGAACGCUUGUUAUGCACAGGGAUAGAGGCAUUGAAAAGUUAAUGUUAACUUUAGCAUUAAGUGGCUAAAAAAUAGCCCCCCACCAAAUCGCUCAGUUAACAGUGGACUUUACCUGUUUACCUUCUGCAUCAAAUUAUGUCUUUUGUAAAUCUACAGCUUUUUGUUAAAAAAAAAAAAAAGGUGCUCACCUAAUGGUGCUUUAUAGUUAUAACUUUGUAGAAAUGUAAUGCUAUUUUAGGUAGGAUUGCACUAAAACUUCUAAAAGCUCAAGAUUUUGAUAGGAGGAAAAUGUUUAAGCCUCAUAUAAUAUAGAGAUGAUUGAGCUGCACUCAGUAUAGUUUGCACAAGGGCUUGGGAAAAAUGUGCAAUACAGGAGAAAAUCUGCACUGAAACCUCACAGGCUGCCCUUGCAACUAGUGCUGGAGUAAACAAAAAUUUUAACUGAGGUAGUUUCACAAGUUAGAAUACCCUGUAACAUAUGCUUUUACUAUAGCCAAUUUCUUGUUAACUGUGACUUUUAUUGUUUGUUGCACAACUGUAUAAAUAAAGCACAUAGCUUUUC
Molecule: messenger RNA, 4146 nt
Organism: Condylura cristata (star-nosed mole)
Lineage: Eukaryota; Metazoa; Chordata; Mammalia; Eulipotyphla; Talpidae
Gene: PRSS12
Product: protease, serine, 12 (neurotrypsin, motopsin)
Exons: 11
Coding region: 151-2460 (769 amino acids)
Biological process (GO): proteolysis
Cellular component (GO): dendrite; membrane; terminal bouton
Molecular function (GO): serine-type endopeptidase activity
Source: RefSeq, a predicted model, not a curated record